Podarcis lilfordi (Lilford's wall lizard) is the source of this 330-nucleotide messenger RNA. The record is from the annotation of a GenBank genome assembly. Lineage: Eukaryota; Metazoa; Chordata; Lepidosauria; Squamata; Lacertidae.
AUGUGCAAAUGUGUCAGUUAUGGUUUCUCAUUUUUCCAGUCUUCAUUUCAGUUCUCCAUAUUUCCACAUCAGUUUGCAGAUUUUCUUUUAAGAGUCUUCAUGAAUAUUAUUCAGCAUUAUAGGGCAAAUUUGCAAGCAAUUUUCACCAGUGAAUAUUUGGGUACUAUGUUCACUAAUAUAUCUGAGGUCCUUCUUUGUGUGCCCUCUCCAUGGGAGGUGCAGAGCCUGGCAACACAAGAUUGGGCCUUUUCAGUGGUGGCUCCCUGCGUGUGGAAUGCUUCCCCCAGGGAGGCAUGUGUAGUUCCACCUUCAUCUGUUUUUAGGUGCUAA